Messenger RNA from Elaeis guineensis (African oil palm), 2404 nucleotides. The record is from RefSeq and is a predicted model, not a curated record. NCBI's taxonomy places the organism in Eukaryota, Viridiplantae, Streptophyta, Magnoliopsida, Arecales, Arecaceae.
UAUGAUAAUAAUAAUUUUUCUCUGGACAAACUACAUAAAAAUGUGGUGCGGGAGAAAGUGAGGUGCUAUAAGAGAUCCGAGAAGAGAUGAGAGAGGGGAAAGAGGGGAAGAAGAACAGCGUGAAGCGAGUCCCCUCUUCGCCACACUUUGCUGUUUGGGGAAUCUUGCUAGCACCUGAGAAUGAGGCGAUUCCUUCUGAAUCUGUGCUGGAGUUCUUAGGAUCUGAGGGUGAAAGCGGAUCAGAAGGGGAAAUAUGAUACGGUGGUGAGGAUUCUCCGCCGAAUGUGGAGUCUUUGCUGCGAUUUGGGUGUGGGGAUUGGAGUUGGAGAUGGGAAGAAGCAAAGUGGUGAACAUUUGCUGACAGAGCCCGGUUCUUUUUGGGGGAAAAUGGGAUUUUGGAAGAUGGUAUUGCGUUGUUGGUUAUCUGGACUCGUGGUUUUUUAGUCAGAAGCCUGUACCUUCUGCAAGUUUUGGCCUCGCGCUCUGGGCUGGGUUUCUAGGGUUGGAGAGUGUUACGGCUUCUAUUGAGGAGUUGAUAGUGCUUUGGGGUUUCUUCAGGGGAGGUAUAGGUUUCUUUUAUUCAGUUUAGGGUUUCAUAUUGUUCAUGAAGGCGACCUGGGUUUGGGUUUGAGUUCCUAGAAUAAGCUUGGGGACGGAGUGGAUUUCUCGUAUACUCGGAACUUAAUUGGUAUUUAUACAGUUCAUUCUCCGGUAGCAGUGAUUCUGCUCAAAGAAAGGAAAUUGGGAAAGAAGGAAUUUAGGAUGGAUUUGCCUUGUUGAAAGGUGACAUGGGAUGAACCAGACUUGUUACAGAAUGUGAAACAUGUGAGCCCGUGGCUUGUCGAACUGGUUUCUAACUUGCCAGCUAUCCAUUUAGCACCUUUCUCACCACCACGGAAGAAGCUUCGCAUCCCACAACACCCUGAUUUUCCCAUUGAAGGCCAACUUCCAACUCCACUGUUUCCAGGAAACCCCCUUGCGCCCAGCAGCAGCCCCUUGUGCUGCUUUCCAGACAGCACUCCUGCAGGCAUACAGGGAGCCAGGCAUGCUCAAUUUGGUAUAUCUCUAUCAGAUCUUCACCUUAACAAACUGCAGUCGGGUCUGUUCCAUCCUGGGCUCCACCGGUUUGAUCAAGCCACUCCACCCUCUAGAAUCUCCACAGGACUUAUCAUUGGCAACCCUGCCAUUCAGGACAAUGUAUCUUGUUUGCUAACCAUUGGCAAUCCUUCUCAGAGCACAAAAAAACUAUGUGAUGGAAAGACACCGCAGUUAGUGCUUUUUGGACAACCAAUACUCACUGAACAGCAGAUAUCUUCGAGCAAUUCUGGGGACAGAAUCUCUCCUGGAGUUACUGGAAACAGCUCAUCAGAUGGGAAUCCUGACAAGACCACAAACAUGUCAGAUGGUUCUGGCUCUGCAGUUCAUCAAAAUGGGCUUGCAGAGAAUUCAUCAUGUGAAGGAUUUCCAUGGUACAGGGAUCGCCGAGCAUCCGAGCUUGGUCUGGAGACUGGACAUUGCAAGGUUUUCAUGGAAUCAGAAGAUGUAGGUCGCACCCUGGACCUUUCUGUCCUUGGUUCAUAUGAAGAGCUAUAUAGGAGGCUAGCUGACAUGUUUGGGAUUGAUAAAUCAGAAAUGAUGAGCCACGUGCUUUACCGAGAUGCAGCCGGUGCAGUUAAACAUACUGGAGGUGAACCCUUCAGUGAGUUCAUGAAGACAGCACGGAGGCUGACGAUAUUAACAGAUUCAGGCAGCGACAACAUAGGGAGGAAUGCAGUGACAGCCCAAAUGUCUGUCUCAUGAAUGCACUUAUGGAGUUGCAGGAAGCCUUCGCAAAAAUUAGGAGAUACGUGCAUGACCGGUUGAUAGGCGCCUGUCGUAAGAAAAUGGAUGUAAUCAAUUACCUUUUUUUUCAUUUUUCUUUUUUUUUUUUUGGGUCAAGAACCCCAACCUGAACGGUUGGGCACUGGGCUUGAUGGUUAUGUUCAUGGUUUGGAAAGUUAAACGUGUUGACGAUGCAAAAGGAAAUUGGGAGGCUUCUUCCUCUGUGCAGGCAUUUAAUAUUUUCAUGUAUUUACCGCAACAAUUCCACGUGUAGUGGAAACUGGUAUCCCGUUGUAGACGCUCAUCCAUGUCUUCUGUCCUGGGGGCGUGUGAGCCGAUACAACAGUUGGUCCUGUAGGGUCCCAUGACAUCUAUUCAUCUCUUUAUUGUGUUGUUAAUGUCUGGUCCUUUCCAAAGGCUGCGGUGGUGGGAGGUCCGUGCUGCCUUUUUAAUGUCCGGCCUUUCUCAAUUCCCACUUUUGCUGUGGUGGUGACUGGUGGCUGCUCUUUUAUCCCGUCUUUGCCUGCGCAAACUUCUAUUGACUAAUCUUCAUUGGUUGAACCGUUUGAUGGAUUUGAUCCCA